Nilaparvata lugens (brown planthopper) is the source of this 3754-nucleotide messenger RNA. RefSeq names its product cilia- and flagella-associated protein 52. Gene Ontology annotation, biological process: cilium assembly. The coding region runs from base 85 to 2472 and encodes 795 amino acids. The record is from RefSeq and is a predicted model, not a curated record. Lineage: Eukaryota; Metazoa; Arthropoda; Insecta; Hemiptera; Delphacidae. The transcript has 13 exons. Gene Ontology annotation, molecular function: protein binding.
AUAAUCAGGCUUUUUCAGUGAGUCUUAAAGCAAAGUGUUUUUGUAAGUUUUAGUUUUUAAAGAAUUGAAUAGUAAAUACCUGAUAUGGAAGAAAAUAUACCAGAAGUACAAGAAUUGGAAAUUGAAUCAAUAAUUGGAUUUGAUGGAAAUGCAAUCAACGGAGUUCAAGUGCAUCCAGAUGGAAUACAUAUUGUGUAUCCGCUGGGGAAUAAAUUAGUCGUACAAAAUUUGAGAACAAAAACCCAGUCAUUUCUGGAAGGACACACCAAUGUCAUUUCAACAGUUGCCAUGUCGAAGAGUGGGAAAUACAUAGCUUCUGGCCAGAUUAAUCACAUGGGAUUUAAAGCUAGUAUAAUAGUAUGGGAUUUUGAGCAGCGUAAAGACGUUUUCAAAAGCGAAGGACAUAAAGUGAGGGUACAGAGCGUUAUAUUUUCAUGUUGUGAGAAUUAUGUAUAUUCUCUUGGUGGGCCAGAUGACUGCAAUAUUCUAGCAUGGAGUAUAGAACGCCAAGAGGUAAUUUGUGGGAGUUUCUCUUCGAGUCGUAUAGCCGGGGAUGCACUGACACUCUGCGCCACCAAUCUGAGGGGAGAGUGCUUUCUAUCAGGGGGGGAGAGCAACCUCAAACUUUGGGUGCUGGACGCACAUGCCAGAAACUUCAAGUCUAGAGAUGUGCUGUUGGGAAAAAUCAAACGCAACAUCACCUGCAUUCAGGUGGACAAUAGAGACGAGUACGCGUACUGCGGCACAAGCACGGGCGAUCUGAUCAAAAUCAAGCUGAACUACUCGCCGGACGUGAACCAACUGGAGCCGUUGGCCAAUCCGGUGCUUGUCGGUUGCUACGGCAAGAUCCCGCGCAAACAGCGUCGACCAAUGGAGAAGGAGCCUGAGGCCGAACGCUACAGCCUCGGAGUGCGCGCUCUCCUAUUGGCCGAGAAGGAGCGAAUCAUAAUCGGGGCAGGCGAUGGGACAGUGGAGGUGGUCGAGGAGGUCACUGAUAAGACUGCCGGACAGUACAAGGUGCACAGUAGACUUAUCACGCCUUCGCUGCCCAAGUUGAGGAAGAUUUCCUCAGUGAACAUUGAUGGCAUGGUGUCAUCCAUACAACGCCUCAAUCAAAAUCUCAUUGUCGGAACUAUGAAGAGCGAACUUUUCCUAAUCAAUAUGCAGACAAACAGCAGGCAGAUGCUCCUCACAUGCCAUACUUCUGCCGUAUACGACCUUGUGUUUCCCAGGGACUAUUCGCAAGUAUUUGCUACAGCCAGCAAAGACGACGUGAGGGUGUGGAACAUAGAAACAUCUCGCGAGUUGCUGCGCAUAAGUGUCCCUAACUUCACUUGUUCCGGCAUCGUCUUCUCGUACGACGGAAAGUCCAUCAUCACGUCUUGGAAUGACGGCACCAUAAAGGCGUUCACCCCGCAGACGGGGACUCUCAUCUACACCAUUCUCAAUGCCCAUAACAAGGGCGUCUCAGCUGUCGCCAUUACAAGUGACGGCAAGAAAAUUGUUUCAGGUGGAGGGGAAGGACAAGUUCGAGUUUGGGAAAUAAAGCCGAACAAACAAAGCCUGCUGGCUGUUCUGAAAGAGCACAAGGGUCCUGUCUCAUCGAUUGACAUCAACUGCAACGACAAAGAGGCUGUCACUGCCAGUAGUGAUGGAACUUGCAUCAUUUGGGACUUGGAGAGAUACGCCCGCACAGCGAUUCUGUUCUCGUCAACGCUGUUCAUGUGCGUGCGCUACCACCCGUCAGGCUGCCAGGUGGUGACUUGUGGCACCAACCGACAGAUCGGCUACUGGGAGGUGUACGACGGAUCGCUGAUCCGCGAGAUCGAAGGAUCGGCCUCCUCGGCACUCAACACGCUCGACCUCACCGACGAUGGUCACUACUUCGCUACCGGCGGCACCGAUCAAUACUCAAGAGAGGUAUGGAGAUACCGCGAAGGCUUGACCACCCACGUAGGCGUGGGUCACGCUGGUGUCAUCACAAGCGUGCGAUUCAGUCCCGACCGAAAGCGCAUAGUCAGCACAAGUGCAGACGGCGCCAUCUUUAUCUGGGCGUGUCCUCUGCCCAAGGAGCCGCCUGCGCCUAAAGCAGCGGCUGUGACGUCAUCGCGAGGAGGCAGUCUUCUGGACAGACCGCUCGGCGCACGCGCCAACUCCAUUGAGACCAUCAAGGACAUUUCGCCCAGUCAGAGUGUGCGCGCUACGAGUCGCCAUGAAGGCAUGGAUUCGCCCCCAGCGGGCAGCAAUUUCGAAAAUGGAGUAGUGAAAUGCUAUUGUAAAGAUAAAUGCAACUGCAUAUCUGAAAAAGCUAAUAUCACAGCUCAGUGCAACUCAGAUUCUUCUGGGAGCGACCAAAGAGAAGGACAGCAAGAUAACGCGACAAAGACAAAGAACGCGGAUAAUGAGAAGAGACCAAGUAUAAACAGCAGCUGCAGUGGAUCAAAAAAGUCUACAGUUCGAAAAUUCUGCUAAGGAAACAUCUAUACUUCUCUUGUUUAUUAUAAUUGAACCAAUAGAGAAUUUCAAAUUCAAAUGAAAAGUAGAAUAGUGAUCUACAGACAGAUAAUAGUGAUAAUUAUUGAAUAUAAAUCAUUAUAACAAUCGGUCAACCCAAGGAGUAAAAGCUUGAUAAAUUGCAAAUUUAAAUUUGAAUAAUUCAUAUAAUGAGAAUUUCUUAUGAAGAGUAGUCAUCACGAUCAACUUACUUGUUGAAGAAAGUUUAUUGUACUAAAAGUGUUUUUUUUGAGUAUUUGAUUAUUUUAUAAUAACAGCAGACUGACAAUAAUUAAUUGGAAGUCAUUCAAAUACUGAGUAGAUGAUCAUGGAGAAUUUAGGGGAACUUAUGAUAAUCAUGAUGCAAGUUACAUUAUCGAGAAAGCAGCUUACUAGGAGCACAAUCUUUAAAUUCGACCAACCAAUAAAACUUGAAGAAAUUUCUGCUUCUUUUCAGACUACGUUGUACAUUAUAAAUAGAAAAUUAUCUUUGAAAGAUGUAGAAUAUUUCUACUUUAAUAAAUACGACUUAGAAGAAUAUAUACAUCACAUCUUGCAACGAUCCUGUUUAUUAGUAAGUAGUGUUUAUUAGUGAUUUAUUAGUAAUUUUUAGCUACUCAUACCCAAGUCCAUAAUUAGUACCUAAAUACUACUAAUUAGUGGUUGGCAAGCCUGUCUUGCCUGUAUUUAUUAUUAUUUUUAUUAUUUACUACUAAUUAGUACCAUAAUUAGCUACUCAAACCACCCCAUAUAUUAUUAUACAUAAUAAUGAUGCAUAAGUCAACUGUUUUUUGUUAGUAAAAAAUAAAUUAGUACCUAAAUACUACUAAUUAGUACCAUAAUUAGCUUCUCAAACCACCCCAUAUAUUAUAAUAAAAUAAAGUCAAAUAAGUCAACUGUUUUUUGUUAGUAAAAAAUAAAUUAGUACCUAAAUACUACUAAUUAGUACCAUAAUUAGCUACUCAAACCACCCCAUAUAUUAUUAUAAAAAAAGUCAACUGUUUUUUGUUAGUAAAAUAAAUAAUUAAUCUUACUUGCAUAAAAACUUCUAAAGAGAAUCAGCGGCCACAAUAGGUCAACUUUUGAUUCAACAAUUGAGAAAUCGCCAACAACUUGACAAAUUAUUGUUAUACUCAUAAUACUAGUUAUUAAACUAAUCAGUAAAAGCAGAAUGAAACUACAGCAUUUGAUUCAAAAUAAUUUCAUUUUCAAAGUGAUAAAAACAGGUAUAUUACAAUGAAUGAUACAUAAAAAUACAAAU